This is a messenger RNA of Urocitellus parryii (Arctic ground squirrel), 1065 nucleotides long. The record is from RefSeq and is a predicted model, not a curated record. NCBI's taxonomy places the organism in Eukaryota, Metazoa, Chordata, Mammalia, Rodentia, Sciuridae.
AUGGGAACUAUACAGGAAGAAACAAGAAAGACAUUAGAUCUUAGGGUUAGGGAAGACGCAGAAGCAACAGAACAAGCAGUCRCCCUGGAACUGAAGGAAGAAUGGCAAGAUGAAGAAUUCCCUAGAUUGCUUCCUGAGGAGACUGGCCCUUCUGAAGAUCCUGAGGACCCUCAAAGGGACUCACAGCCAGGUACCCCCAAUACUUUAGCCCUGUGUGGCCAGCGCCUCAUGCGGAAACGACUUUCUGCCCCAGAAUUGCAGCUGAAUCUUACUGCUGGGCCUGGAGAUAAUGGAGCUUCUCCCACCUCCUCUGCAUCUUCCUCUUCUGAUGGCAGUUCAGACCUGGAAGUAGAUGAAUUAGAGACACCUUCAGACUCAGAGCAGCUGGACAGUGGACAUGAAUUUGAAUGGGAAGAUGAGCUGCCCCGGGCAGAGAGUCUGGGGGCCAGUGAAGCAGCAGAAAGACUGGGCCAGGGUUGCAUGUGGGAUGUGGCUGGAGAAGAUGGUCAUCGCUGGAGGGUGUUCCGAACAGGACAGUGGGAGCGACGAGUGGACAUGACUAUCAUUGAGCCCUAUAAGAAAGUCCUAUCUCAUGGAGGUUACCAUGGUGAUGGCCUCAAUGCUGUCAUCCUCUUUGCUUCCUGUUAUCUACCCCAAAGCAGCAUCCCCAACUACAAUUAUGUCAUGGAACAUUUGUUUAGGUAUAUGGUGGGAACUCUGGAGCUGCUGGUAGCUGAAAAUUAUCUGCUUGUUCACUUGAGUGGAGGCACAAGCAGGGCCCAAGUUCCACCUCUGAGCUGGAUACGCCAGUGUUACCGUACCCUGGACAGGCGGCUUCGGAAAAACCUGAGAGCCCUUGUGGUUGUCCAUGCCACAUGGUAUGUGAAAGCAUUUCUGGCACUGCUUCGGCCCUUCAUCAGUUCCAAGUUCACACGAAAGAUACGCUUUUUGGACAGCCUGGGGGAGCUGGCCCAACUCAUCUCCCUGGAUCAAGUCCACAUCCCUGAAGCUGUCAGACAGCUGGACCGGGAUCUCCAUGGCUCAGUACUGGAUAAAGGGCCUUAG